AUGCUUAUUUUUAACUGUGGGGUGAAUGAAUGCAAGACCUGCUUGCAGAUUUUACACAGUCCAACCCUAUUUUCUCACAUAAGUUUCACUACUCAACAACCAGAGAGGACGGAAAGUGUAAUAAUAAUGCACUGGAAUUCUAGGUUCAUUGAGAUUAAUACGUCAAAAUCUCUAUUAAAUAUCAGAGAUGUGCCGGGUGCCACACAAUUCUUAACGUUAAGCUAUACAAUAUUCUCAACAACUUUGUAUGUUCUGAGACGAUCUACAUACAACAAGCUGGAAAAGAGCGAUGACAAUCUGGAGUUCAGUUCCAUCGUCUCCCCUAUACUACAAUUAAUUCCAGCAACACUGCUUAAGUAUCCAUACUCGAUUGUUUUAUCGAAUUUGAUCGAUGUCAAGAUUUGGAAAGCGAUAGCCAAUUUAGUUUUUUUACUUAUUGGCGGAUCUCACAUUGAAAGAAGUUGGAACAGCUCAAAAGAGCUAUUAAAGUUUGUCCUUAUAAUUGGAUCAUUGACCAACAUGUUAACAGUUACAAUUACUGCUACUUUGUCGCUCUUUUUCCCCGCCAUAGAUUUGAACUCACCAUUGGACGGAAACUAUACCAUGAUUAUUGGAUUCCCAAUAAUACUCAAACAACUGUAUCCAGAGACCACGAUAUUCCGACUGAAAAAUUUGGGAUAUUUUUCCAAAAAUUUUAGGUUUAAGCUUUUACCUAUAUUCAUUAUGUUCAUCUUGACAUUUUCGCAACUGUUUGUCUUUCACCACUUUGCGCAACUGCUGUCUAUUUGGAUAACUUUUUUCUCAUCCUGGACAUACUUAAGGUUUUACCAGGUUUUGCAGAUUAAUUUUGAGAAUACCGGAGACUGCCUCCUCGGUGACGCUUCAGACACUUUUCAACUAAUUUAUUUUUUCCCAGAUCUUAUCAAACCGGUAUUGAGACCAAUUUUCGAUUUUACAUACAACAUUCUAUCUGUCAGACUCAAAAUUGUACGAUCAUUUGAAAUUGACGACAUCGACAGAGGUAACAGCGUUGCUGAGCAUAGAGGUGCCAAAAAAAUUACGAAUACAACUGAAGAGAGACGCAAACAACUUGCACUUCAAAUUCUUCAAGAGCGAAUGGUUGAGCCAUAA
This is a messenger RNA of Zygotorulaspora mrakii, 1131 nucleotides long. RefSeq lists its product as uncharacterized. Gene Ontology annotation, cellular component: membrane; Golgi apparatus. The transcript has a single exon. The record is from RefSeq and is a predicted model, not a curated record. Bases 1 to 1131 code for a protein of 376 amino acids. Gene Ontology annotation, biological process: retrograde vesicle-mediated transport, Golgi to endoplasmic reticulum. NCBI's taxonomy places the organism in Eukaryota, Fungi, Ascomycota, Saccharomycetes, Saccharomycetales, Saccharomycetaceae.